AUGGCACACAAAGUGCAAGAUUGGCAGGUUCUGGAGACUGCCUUGCAGGAGGCAGAGGUGGCGGGAGUUGCCGCCGAGCUGUUGGAGAAAAGCCGCAAGCGUCUCCAGGAGCUCCAGGAAGCAGAAGCUCGAACAGAUGCGGCAGCACAGCUCCAGGCAGCCACGGCCGCGGCCGAUGCGGCGCUGCACAGCACGACGCCAGAAGAAGGGUUCAGGUCUGCUAUCGAGGAUCUCGGACGCGCCUUACGGCGGGCCGAGACCUGCGAG
Messenger RNA from Symbiodinium sp. CCMP2456, 267 nucleotides. The record is from the annotation of a GenBank genome assembly. NCBI's taxonomy places the organism in Eukaryota, Dinophyceae, Suessiales, Symbiodiniaceae.